Phasianus colchicus (ring-necked pheasant) is the source of this 963-nucleotide messenger RNA. Its product is annotated as olfactory receptor 52I2-like. The record is from RefSeq and is a predicted model, not a curated record. Gene Ontology annotation, cellular component: plasma membrane. Gene Ontology annotation, biological process: G protein-coupled receptor signaling pathway. Lineage: Eukaryota; Metazoa; Chordata; Aves; Galliformes; Phasianidae. Gene Ontology annotation, molecular function: olfactory receptor activity; G protein-coupled receptor activity.
AUGGCUUCUGGCCCCUUCAGCCACCCCAACAGCAGCUCCUCCUCCUUCAUCCUUGUGGGUGUCCCCACCCUGGAAGCUUUCCCCAUCUGCCUGGGCAUCCUUUUCUGCUCAGCAUACGUCCUCGCCCUGCUAGGGAAUAGCACAGUUCUGCUGGUCACUGUUCUGGACAGGUCCCUGCGGGACCCCAUGCACUGCUUCCUGGCCAUGCUGGCCGCCAUCGAUGUGCUGAUGGUGACGUCCAUCGUCCCCAAGCUGCUGGGCAUUUUCUGGUUCCAUUCCAACCGGAUUGGUUACACCGCCUGCUUUGUUCAGAUGUUCUUCGUUCACUCCACGACAUCAGAGGAGUCAGGAGUGCUCCUGGCCAUGGCUUUUGAUCGCUACGUUGCCAUUUGUCAGCCCCUCCGGUACAGAAUGAUCCUGAAUCGACAAACAGUUGCCCGGAUCUGCCUGGCCAUCGUGGUGAGAGCACUGCUUUUCAUGGUCCCGUUGACAGGGAUGGUGACAAACCUCCCCUACUGCCGUUCCCUCGUGGUUCCCCAUUCAUACUGCGAGCACAUGGCUGUCACCAGCCUUGCCUGCGCAGACCCCAACCCCAGCAGACUCUACAGCAUAUCUAUGUCCUCUCUCAUAGUAGGGAUGGACACAGCUUUCAUUGCUGUGUCCUAUCUGAUGAUCCUGAAAGCCGUCCUGGGCAAGGAAACUUGCAGGAGGGCCUUCAGCACCUGCGGGUGCCACAUCUGUGUGAUGAUGCUGUACUACAUCCCCGGCCUGCUCUCCAUCUACGCGCAGCACUUCGGCCAAGCUGUGUCUGUGCGUGCACAGGUUCUGCUGGCCGACCUCUACCUCACCGUCCCUGCCAUGCUGAACCCCAUCAUCUACAGCAUGAGGACCAGGCAGAUCCAGAAGGCAAUGCUCAACUUGCUGCUUCCCAGGAAGGCUCAGGCCUGUCACAGCACUCAGUGA